Messenger RNA from Triticum turgidum subsp. durum (durum wheat), 786 nucleotides. The record is from the annotation of a GenBank genome assembly. Lineage: Eukaryota; Viridiplantae; Streptophyta; Magnoliopsida; Poales; Poaceae.
AUGGCGCCUCCCCGCGGCGGAGCUGCUGCGGCCGCUACCGCCGCACUGGACCUGACCGGCGUGCACAUUCUCGAAGCUUCCAGUGUCCCCCCGCUUCCCGAACGCGGCGGUAAUGCGGUCCAAAGGAAGGGGGCUGUUGACCCGGAUAAAGAUAGGAAGAAGGAGAAGGCUGCGGCACCGAGGAUCACCGGUUGGGGGCUCCGCGAGUACAGCAAAAUAGUUUGUGAGAAAGUUGAAGCCAAAGGAAGAACAACAUACAAUGAGGUUGCAGACGAAAUUUAUUCAGAGCUGAAGUCCAUGGCACAUAUUGGUCAAGGGUUUGAUGAGAAGAAUAUUAGGCGGAGAGUGUAUGAUGCUUUCAACGUUCUCAUUGCACUUCGUGUUAUUGCAAAAGAAAAAAAGGAGAUACGGUGGAUGGGCCUUUCAAAUUACAGAUAUGAAAAAAUAAAGAAGCUUGAGGAAGUUCGUAAAGAACUCGUCAACAAGAUUAGGAACAAGAAGGCACUCCUCCAGGAAAUCGAAAAACAGUUUGAUGAUCUCCAAAACAUCAAGUUACGUAACCAAACACUGGAAAGCUCAGCAGAGAAUGUUAAUGGCAUCCGCCUUCCAUUCGUAUUGGUCAAGACAUCUAGGAAAGCAAGGGUGGAAAUUGAGAUUUCAGAUGACUCGAAGUUUGCCCAUUUCGAGUUCAAUGGUGCACCAUUCACAUUGCAUGAUGAUCUCUCAAUCCUUGAGGGGGUAAGGCGUAACAGCAUAGGAAGAGCUGGCCGCGCCACCCUUCACUAG